Molecule: messenger RNA, 1170 nt
Organism: Acanthamoeba castellanii str. Neff
Lineage: Eukaryota; Discosea; Longamoebia; Acanthamoebidae
Product: Myblike DNA-binding domain containing protein
Exons: 7
Coding region: 1-1170 (389 amino acids)
Biological process (GO): 'de novo' cotranslational protein folding; regulation of translational fidelity
Cellular component (GO): cytosol
Molecular function (GO): ribosome binding; Hsp70 protein binding
Source: RefSeq, a predicted model, not a curated record
AUGGAGCGGCAAAACGAACGCGAGAGGAAGCGCAAGAAGAGGGAAGAGCUCACUCGCGUUGCCACUCUCGUUGAGGGCGCCUUCAAGCGAGAUCCGCGCAUCAAGCGACACAAGUUGGCGGAGAAGGAGGCCAAGAAGCGUGUCAAGCAGGAAAAGAUCGACGCCAUCAAGAGGGUGCGGGAGGAGCAAGAGCGAAAGGAAGCCGAGGAGCGAGAAGCCAAGGAGAGGGAAGCCAAGUCCAAGGCCGAAGAGGAAACGAAGGAGAGGCAGAGGAAGGCGAACGCUCUUCGCGACGCGAGGGCCAAGCUGAGGAAGUUUUGCAGGAGCGCCAAGGACCUCAAGGCGCCCACCAGCGAUGUGGAGCUCAUGUGCAGCAACCUGCCCGUCGAGCGUCUCAAGGCCCUCAUCGAGGCCAUCAAGACCAACCAGAACGCGCAGGACGCCUUCGACGCCGAAGUGCGUUUCCUCAAACCCAACCACGUCCCCGUCGAGGAGAAGCAGAAGCAGAAGGAAGAGGACGAGCAGCAGCUCAAGGCCGCCACGGAGGAGAAGAAGGCCAAGGCCGCCAUUCCGUACCCCGGCGGCAGCCCCAACAGGUGGCGAAUGAUCGCCGACCUCGUCAACUCCAAGGCGGACCGAGCCAACGGCGGCAAGUCCAGGUCUGUGCAGGAGAUCAUCGCCAAGGUGGGCGAGAUCAAGGUCGUGGCCGAGAAGAGCGCCCUGCCCGGCGUGCAGAUCGAGGAUCACAAGCACAAGGGAAAGUUGAACGCGGGCGGACCCAUCGGCGGCAUUUCGCUGCGCACGCAGAUCCCCGACCUCGCGCCGGUGGUGGAGGAGAGCAACGGAACCGCACCCCACCAGGCCAACGGCAAGAAGCAGCCCCAGCAGGGCGAAAAGAAGAAGGCCGCCGCUGCCCCUUCGCCCUCUACCACCACGACCGCCACCUCCGAAUCCACGGCCGAGAAGGAAUCUGCCUCGACAGCGUCGCCAGCGGAGUGGUCGCAGGAGGAGCAGAAGGCUCUCGAGGCUGCCCUGAAGAAGUUCCCGGCCUCCCUUGGCGUUUCGCGCUGGGACUCGAUCUCUGCGGCCGUCGCCGGCAAGACCAAGAAGGACUGCGUCGAGCGUUACAAGUUCAUCGUGGCUCAGCUCCGUGGCAAGAGCAACAAGUGA